AUGCCCCGAGCUUGGCAAGCUCAAUCGAUCGAGGAAUCGUAUCUCAUCUCUUCCUCAUCUAAUCAGACGUUCAUGAGCAUGAUGUUGUUCAUGGUGUUGAUCGCCAUCUCGUUGCAGGCUUUGGAGAUUUUUUGGGAAUUUUUACUCAUUCUGGCUGAUCACGUCAUCGUUGUUAUGAAAUUCGCCCGUCGGAUUGCCUCUAUUCAAUUAAAAACUCAAGAAACCUUUAAAUUUCUGCUAAAUUCUCGUGAGGCUAUC
Molecule: messenger RNA, 258 nt
Organism: Mesorhabditis belari
Lineage: Eukaryota; Metazoa; Nematoda; Chromadorea; Rhabditida; Rhabditidae
Source: the annotation of a GenBank genome assembly